Molecule: messenger RNA, 3047 nt
Organism: Toxorhynchites rutilus septentrionalis
Lineage: Eukaryota; Metazoa; Arthropoda; Insecta; Diptera; Culicidae
Product: glutathione hydrolase 1 proenzyme-like
Exons: 15
Coding region: 1089-3005 (638 amino acids)
Biological process (GO): glutathione catabolic process
Cellular component (GO): plasma membrane
Molecular function (GO): glutathione gamma-glutamate hydrolase
Source: RefSeq, a predicted model, not a curated record
AUAUUUGUACUUCUCCGCUCUUCUCUUGCAUAGUAGUGUUAUAAUUUAUAACUGCGCGCAUUUUUGCUAGAAGAAAAAAAAUCGAUAUCUUCAGGAUUUGCGUGUAUCGUGUAGUAAUACAUUUGACAACAUGAAACGAGGACGCCGAAUGUGAAUCUACACAACCAAAUAUCAUUCUGUCAUUCUACACACACACAUUGCCUUUUUUCAUAAAACAUACCGAUGACACGCCGUUGGCACGGUGCCCCGUUGCAGUGAAAACAAGGCCUAAAUAUCUUUAGGAGCACGGACCGACUCUGAUAUUGUGCGAGAAAGCAAGACAAGGUUCAACGUGUUAAUACCUUUAGAGGCUUUCAAAAAUUCCUAAAAAAUCUUGGUGUUACAUCUUGCUUCUCUAAUUUUUUGUCAUGUGCACAAUAUUUUUGUUUACUUUUCCUAAAACUUCUUUUCCUGCUCGUUUGAAAUGGUCAGAUAUAACCCAGCAAACACUAAAUCGUAUAACUUUUACACAAGCUAGGUCGCAUAUAUAUUAUCAAAUUACAAUCGUAAAAAAUAUCAUUAAAAGGAUGCAUAAUGUGUAUCUGAAAUCGUAUAAAUUCAAAAAACACAAUUUUAAAUUUAAUUGAUGAAUUGAGUCGUAUAUCGGUAUAACAAUCAUCCUAAUAUCGCGAUGUGCGGUAUUAUAUACGUACAUUCCAUUCAUUUCAUAUAACAUUGUCAGAUCAAAUCGCAAAUCAGUGUGACAAGCAUCGUCCAUCGUUAUAUAUGGCUUCACAUACAAACAUAAUAUGACCUAUUCUUAAAUCGCCUCAACAUUUGCAUGUAUAUGCCAGUUGCUGAGAAUCUAUUGUUUUAAAGAAAACAUAUAAUCUAGUUACUACAUUGACCAAAAAAUACCACGAACGUCAAAAAAGUUGAAGAAAUCAUAUGUGUAUGUGGACCAUGCACACGUGGUCAUACGCAUGCGCAAUGGAAGGCGUUUACAAUUUUUCCAAAACAAAUCAAAACACAGUCAGAAAGAGUAAAUAUGAGUUCUCAUUGGAGAAUCGAACAUUUGUAAAAAAAUAUAAUUAUGAACACUGAACACUAUGAUGUCUGAUUUCACCAGCACUCUCAGCCGACGCCAAAAAACAAAUGCAAUCUCGAGCUCUGGUGGGUACAAAGACAAUGAAGAAACAGAUAGUAAAAUACCACUUCUUCAAAAAAGCAGAAAAUCCAACCAAUACGUUUCGAAAAGCCUCAUUGCAAUAUUCUUGAUAUCGCUGUUCACGCUUGCAUUGUUAUAUAUAAGAUCAGUGAAAGAUAAUCCUCAAGAUGCCAAAUUGUAUCAAAAACUAAUGCCACCUGAUCCACAGCGUACGGAUACGAAAAUCAUACCUUCAUAUACGCCGUUACAUCUUUAUAAGCAAGCGGCGGUUUGUUCGGAUUCAGAAGUAUGCAGUAGCAUAGGAAGUCAAAUAUUCAAGAAAAAUGGAUCAAUAGUCGACGCAACUCUGGCCACAAUGUUCUGUGCAGGUUUGACCAAUAUGCAGUCAAUGGGAAUAGGCGGUGGCUUCAUUAUGAACAUUUAUAUAAAAAAAGAUAAUAAAGCAUAUACCUUAGAUGCACGUGACAUAUCGGCCAAAGCUGCAACGGAAGAUAUGCAUUUGCAUGACCCUUCAACUACCAACGAAGGACCGCUAUCGAUAACCACACCUGGUGAACUAAAAGGUUACUGGGAGGCACAUAAACGAUUUGGCAAACUUCCAUGGAAAAAAAUAAUGCAGCCUAGUAUAGAUCUUUGCAAAGAUGGGUUCGAAAUGUCCAAACACAUGUACGAUUCCUUGCACACCAAUGCAAAAGUUAAAUUUGAUGAGCAAUUACGUCAAAUGUAUGUCGAUGAGCAAUCCAAUGAAUUUUUCAAACCUGGAACUAUCAUCAAACCGAAUCUGUUAUGUAAAACGCUCGAAUAUAUCGCCGAAAAUGGUGGUAACUCGCUCUAUGAAGGAGAACUAGCCGAAAAAUUCGAACGUGAUCUGAAGGAUGUAGGAAGUAUCAUAACUAAGGAAGAUCUCGAAUCAUACAAAGUGCGAUGGAACGAUUCUAUUCCAAUCGAUGUAAAUGGUGAUAUCAUGUAUGUAAUUCCACCACCAGCCAGUGGCAUUCUAGUUAGUUUUAUAAUAAAUAUUUUGAAGAACUAUAAUUUCAAGCCCCAAGAUUUAUCAUCAAUCAACACUACUGUGUUGACAUACCAUCGCAUUAUAGAAGCAUUUAAAUAUUCUUACGGUAAACGCACACAGAUAGGUGAUCCAAUGUUUACUGACAUCGAAGAUCUUGUGAGGGAUCUUACAUCGCCUGAAUAUGCUGAACAAAUAAGACUGAAAAUUGUUGAUGACAGUACCAAGAAUGACCCUCGAGACUAUGGUGGACAAUUUCAUAUGAAGAACAACCACGGAACUGCUCACAUUUCUGUGAUAGGACCUACAGGAGAUGCCGUUUCAGUUACGAGUUCAGUUAAUUUUUAUUUCGGAGCAGCCUUGACUGGUAAACGAACAGGAAUUAUUUUCAAUAGUGGGAUGGAUGAUUUUUCAUCUCCUGGGCUGAAAAAUUACUUCGGACUACCCGGAUCAGAGCCAAAUUAUAUAAGACCGCAAAAGCGAGCCCUUUCAUCAAUGUCCCCAACCAUUGUAGUUGGAAAAAACGGAGAAGCUAAACUGGUUGUUGGGGCUGCCGGGGGAACAAAAAUAACGACAGCAGUGGCUAUGAUCAUAAUGAAAUCACUUUGGUUCAAUAGCGAUAUCAAAGAAGCUGUUGACACUCCCCGAAUUCAUCAUCAACUAAUCCCGAUGUCACUUCAAUAUGAAUACGGGAACUUAGAGGGCGUCUUAAAAGGACUGGAAAAAAAAGGCCAUGAGGUAACACGUUACCGUGAGAGAGGAUCGAUAGUUUGUGGUAUAGCGAAGAAUGAAACGGGUAUUUAUGCCAAUGCAGAUUUCCGCAAGGGUGGUGAUGUUGUAGGAUAUUGAAUUAUUGCUUAAAUAUCAAUAAAAAUAGCAAACGAAAUUGAU